UUUCGCUUCUCCACCUUCUUCCUCCACCUGCUCCAGUCCAUCUUUCAUCCAUCGUUCAUCUUUCAUCUUUCAUCCAUCCAUCCACUUUCAUCUCCACCCCUCUUCUUCCGCCUCCGACUCUCCAUUCUCCUCGCCUUCACCUCACCCUCACCUUCACCCAUGUUCAUCUACAACGUCCACGCGCCGUCCAAGACGUUCGCGCUGGCCGCGAAGGAGAACGAGGAUUGUGCUGCGCUCAUCGAGCGCAUCGUGGCCAAGGCGCGGUUGUCGGCACGUGAUGCGGAGGCGGUGCGGCGCCGCGAGGAGGGCGCGGGGGUUGUCUACGAGUUCGAGGGCGACCGGUGGGCGCUGGAGGAUGACGACGACCUCGCCAUCGUAACCGCGCGUUUCCGCUCUGACGCCGAAAACAACCCUACUCCGAGCAUCACGUUGCAUGUCGUACAGCCCUCUUCUCCCGACCCCAUGACUUCGAACGGUCUGGUCCCGCCGCCCGCGUACCGCACCCCGAACAGGGUCAAGGCCGGAGGGCAGGACCGCCGAACCUCACACGCCGGGUCCGUUGCUGGAUCUGUGGCGCGCUCUCAGUCCGCUCGGCAAUUGGCAAAUGAUGGUGUGGUGGCAACGACGACUUUGUGUAUUCCAAACGCAGAGAAGAACCGCUCACGCACUCCCGGCGCCCGCAGCGUGCGCUCCAUGCGCUCCACCACUUCUCGGCGGUCAAAGUGGGGGGAUGACAACGCAGAGCCACUGGGCGACGUCAAGCGACGCCAGUUUGAGGAAUUCCACGCCAACAAUGGGGUGCGCACCGUUGUGGGCAAGGUCGGCAAUGUAGACAACGUCCGCAUGCUCCUGAAGGCGGGGUACCGCAACAUCUACCUCUCACGCGCGUUCGCCGUCCGCCACGGCCUGUUGUCCAAGAAGCACGGCCCAGGUAUGGGCGGAUACACGGGGCUCAAGAUCCUCGGCAAUGUGCCCAUCACAGUCGGGAGCCGGACGGCAGUCCACAACGUCAUGCUGAGCGAGGAGCAGCACUUUGACGUCGUGCUGGGCCGGCAGUGGGUCGAGAAGAUGGUCAUCAAGGUCGACCCGCUGGAUCCUACGCUGCUCACGUACAUGGACACGGGGGAGACGAUUCCGUGCGACCUGGUCGUGCUGCGCGAUGCGCACGGCGAGAUUAUCACCAUCACAUAAGGUGUUGCGGCUGGAUCGUAAUGCGUGCGUGUGCGUGUGCGCAUGCGUGUGUGCGUGUGUGCGUGUGAGCGUUUAGCGUAGGAGCAUACAUAAUUGUACUGGCGAUGCAGUUGUACGAGGC
Cutaneotrichosporon oleaginosum is the source of this 1312-nucleotide messenger RNA. RefSeq lists its product as uncharacterized. The record is from RefSeq and is a predicted model, not a curated record. Lineage: Eukaryota; Fungi; Basidiomycota; Tremellomycetes; Trichosporonales; Trichosporonaceae.